GUUACCCACACAAAUAUUAUCUGCUUAUCUCUCUACCUGCUCUUUUCGAAUGUAGCAUCUCAGGCCUCAAUUCAAGAUCUAAAACUGGGCGAAGAUAGAUCUUGGAUGUAUGAAAGGCUUGCAAGGCGAGGAGUUUUAACUGAAGAUUUUAAGGAAGGGGUUACACAAUUCAUCCAAGUAGCGGUAAACUUAUAUCCUAAUGGUGUUAUUGCGUGUCCUUGUAGAAAGUGCAAGAACAGAAAAUGGUUAACAUGGAAUAUUGUUAGACAACAUCUAUUUGAAAAAGGAUUCGUGGAAGACUACUUUGUAUGGGAAGCCCAUGGGGAGACACAUGACUCAAAUGGUUUAGUUUAUUUGGAUCAAAGUAGUUCUCAUAAUAAUGCAUCUGCAGUGCAAUAUGAUCCAUACAAAUCGAUGUUAGAAGAUGCAAUAAGGAAUGAGUGUCCAACGGAUUUUCACCAUGGUACCAAUGUAGAUGGUGAUCCUAGUCCCAUGACAUCAAAGAUGUACAAAAUGUUGGAUACGAUGGGUCAACCGUGUUUUGAUGGAUGUCCAAUGACGCAGUUGAGUGCGAUGACAGAAAUGUUAAACAUAAAGACUGAGAUGAAUUUAUCAGAGGCUGCAACUGAUAGAAUUUCUCAAUUCGUGAAUCAUUUUUUUCCAACAAACAUCGCAAAUCGACCCAUUCCAAAUUUCAACAAAAUCAAAAGAGAACUCUCACUGCUAGGAAUGAGCCAUCAAUCCAUUGAUUGUUGUCCAAACGGCUGCAUGAUAUAUUGGAAAGCAGAUAAGGAGUUAAUACAGUGUAAAUUUUGUUGUACUGCAAGAUACAACAUUAGCGCGCAGACUAAUAAACGUGUUCCACUAGCAAAGAUGGAGUACUUUCCACUCACACCUAGACUGCAAAGACUUUAUGCUUCAAAUACUACAGCGGAGGAUAUGAGGUGGCAUAAGUUUCAUCACAGGGAGGAAGGGGUGAUGUGCCAUCCGUCAGAUGCGAAGGCAUGGGUUCAUGUUGACAAUCUCCACCCAGAUUUUGCUGAAGAACCGAGAAAUGUUAGACUGGGUCUAUGCACAGAUGGGUUCCAACCUUUCGGGCAAUUCGGACAAAAAUAUUCAUGUUGGCCUGUAAUUGUGACGCCAUACAAUUUGCCUCCGGGUAUGUGUAUGAAACAACAAUUUUUAUUUUUAACUAUAUUAAUUCCAGGGCCGAGGAAUCCAGCAAAGGGGAUUGAUGUUUACUUGCAACCAUUGAUUGAAGAGCUCAAGGAAUUGUGGGAGGUUGGAGCUAUAACAUAUGAUGCGGUUCUAAAGCAAAAUUUUAAUAUGCGAGCCAUUCUGCUAUGGACAAUUAGUGACCUUCCUGCAUAUGCCAUGUUAUCAGGAUGGAGCACAAAGGGAAAGUUUGCAUGCCCAUCAUGUACCGAGUUCACCGAAGCAUUUUGGCUACGUCAUAGCAAGAAGCAUUCUUGGUUUGAUAACCACAGGAAAUUUUUACCAUAUGACCAUCCAUUUCGGUUAGAUGAUCAUAGCUUUACUAAGGGUAAAUCUAUCUUGUAUGGCCCUCCAUUGCACAGAGAUGGUUCAUAUUGUUAUGAUGAGGUGAGUUCCCUAAUGUCUGUGACAGAAUUGGGAGGUAUAGAGUAUAAUGCAAUUGCUGGAAAGAAUAUCGGAUGGAAGAAGCGUAGUAUAUUUUGGGAUCUCCCGUACUGGAAGGAUUUGCUCAUACGUCACAAUCUUGAUGUGAUGCACAUUGAGAAGAAUUUCUUCGAAAAUAUCUUCUAUACAAUUUUGGGAGUACCUGGAAAGUCAAAGGAUCAUACACAGGGGAGGAUGGAUAUGGAACAAAUUUGUCAUAGGCCGAGUUUGGAGAGGGACAAUGAUGGUAAAUACCCUAAAGCUCCAUUUACCCUUUCAAAAGAACAAAGGGAUGUCUUGAUCAAAUGGAUUGAUUCAUUGAAGUUCCCAGAUGGUUUUGCAUCUCGACUGGGGCGGUGUGUGGAAAUGGAUAAGCUUAAGGUAUUUGGUAUGAAGAGUCACAAUUGUCAUGUCUUUAUGCAACGCCUACUUCCAGUUGCCUUUAGAGAGAUGUUGCCUGAUCGAAUUUGGGAGGCAAUUAUUGAGAUUAGCUUAUUCUUCCGUGAGUUAACAAGAAAGACAAUAUCAGUUCCCGAUAUUGAGAAGUUAAAGGUAGAUAUUCCUGUGAUUUUGUGUAAGCUGGAGAAGAUUUUUCCUUCCUCGUUCUUUGACCCUAUAGAACAUGUUGUUGUCCAUUUACCUGAUGAAGCUUUGCUUGCCGGACCUCCACAAUACAGAUGGAUGUAUCGUUUUGAAAGUUUUCUAGGAUCAGUGUUGAAGACGAAAGUCGGAAACAAAGCUAGAGUUGAAGCUUCUAUCAGGGAAGGUUAUUUGCAAAGUGAAAUGGGCACAUUUGCAAGCUACUACUUUCCAGACGAUGUACCCACAAAAGCUCAUCGUGUACCUAGAUUUGAUGACGGUGCGCUGAUCAAUGAUGAUGCCAGUGUUUCCAUUUUCGCACAAAAGGCAAAAGUAAUUGGUGCUAGCUCCCGGCGUUACAUGGACCAAAAUGAAUCUCAUGCAGUACAUUCAUAUGUAUUGCAAAAUUGUCCGGAGAUUGAACCAUUUAGAGAAGCGUUCAUCAACACGACAGGAUCAACAAGUGAUUGUGACACCAUGUUACAAAAACAUUUUCCUCUUUGGUUUUACCACCAUGUGCAAAAUGACAUGACAGACCAUCCACGGUGGGUUCGUGCUUUAUCAGGGUUUCCUUCACCCUAUGUGACAACUUACCAGACGCUUAAUAUAAAUGGUUAUAAGUUUAACACUGUUGCACGAUCUGAAGACAGAACAACCUCAAACUGUGGGGUUAUGGUGAAGUGCACAAGUUAUGAUGGAUCAACACUUGAAUACUAUGGCCUAAUACAAGAGAUAAUUCAGUUGGAAUAUCAAGAUUACAAGGUGAUCGUUUUCAAAUGUGAAUGGUUUGAACCUUCUAAUAGAGGUACACGAGUCCAUGCACAAUACAAGAUAGUUGACGUGAACAUACAAUAUCGAUUACGUACUGUAGAUUGCUACAUUUUAGCAUCCCAGGCUGAUCAAGUUGUUUACGUGUCAUAUCCAAGUGCAAAGAAAAGGGUCAACAGAUGGUUUUCUGUUAUUCAAUGCAUGCCAAGAGCUUUUGUGGAAAAAGACGGGGAAGGAGAUUCAAAUGACGAGGAGGAACCAUCACAAGAGUUUCAAGAAAAUGAACCGGGAAUAUCAUUCCAAAUUGAGUUAGAUUUUCCAGAGCUACAAAGAAAUGAUGGCCACUCAAGUCAAUUGCUCACAUCCACCACUCCCGUGUACAUGGACGAUGCAUUAGAUGGGGCAUAUGAUAAUGAGCUCGUUGAUGACGAAGACAAUCAAGAUUAUGAAGGAAAUGCUCAGGUUACAUAUGAUGAUGAUGAUGUGUAGAAUGGUGACAACUAUGAUUUUUUAAUAAUUC
Molecule: messenger RNA, 3505 nt
Organism: Cuscuta epithymum
Lineage: Eukaryota; Viridiplantae; Streptophyta; Magnoliopsida; Solanales; Convolvulaceae
Source: the annotation of a GenBank genome assembly